Messenger RNA from Caenorhabditis elegans, 1085 nucleotides. RefSeq names its product Beta carbonic anhydrase 1 (gene bca-1). The record is from RefSeq and is marked reviewed. Bases 4 to 816 code for a protein of 270 amino acids. NCBI's taxonomy places the organism in Eukaryota, Metazoa, Nematoda, Chromadorea, Rhabditida, Rhabditidae. The transcript is spliced from 7 exons. Gene Ontology annotation, molecular function: carbonate dehydratase activity; zinc ion binding.
AAAAUGAACAAAAUCUUGCGUGGAGUGAUUCAAUUUCGGAACACUAUUCGAAAGGAUCUUGUGAAGCAAUUCGAAGAGAUCAAAAACAAUCCGAGUCCAACUGCGGUGAUGUUCACUUGCAUGGAUUCCAGAAUGUUGCCCACACGGUUCACACAAUCACAAGUCGGAGACAUGUUCGUUGUUCGAAACGCUGGGAACAUGAUUCCAGAUGCUCCAAAUUACGGUGCCUUCUCUGAAGUCUCCGUGAAUACCGAACCAGCGGCUCUUGAACUUGCUGUCAAACGAGGUGGUAUCAGACAUAUUGUCGUAUGCGGGCACUCGGACUGCAAAGCUAUCAACACUCUUUACGGUCUCCACCAAUGUCCGAAAAACUUUGAUGUUACGUCGCCAAUGGACCAUUGGGUUAGAAGAAAUGGAUUCGCCUCUGUCAAAAGACUCAACGAGCGCCUUCAUCGUGGUCCAUCAUCCAUGAAAUUUGAAUCGGAAGUUGCUCCAAGUCAAUCAUUUGAUGCAAUAAUUGACCCGAUGGACACACUCGCAAUGGAAGAUAAACUUUCCCAAAUCAACGUUCUGCAACAGCUCAUAAACAUUUGCUCACACGAGUUUCUCAAAGAGUAUCUCGAGUCUGGUCGUCUUCAUAUCCAUGGCAUGUGGUUCGAUAUUUACAAGGGAGAGGACUAUCUUUUCUCGAAGGAUAAGAAGAGAUUUGUGGUCAUUGAUGAAAAAACAGUCACCGACCUUCUUGCUGAACUCAACGCUCGUUACCCAGUUCCCGAAGAUCAAGACGGUCCGGUUGCAUUUGCCAAAUCUAACUAAGUAGUCUUCUGAAACUCAUGAUGUUCUGUAAAUUGUAGAUUAUAUUGAUAGUUUCCCCGUUGAUUAUUACCUUUCCUCCAUUAUAUAUACCAAUUUCCAACAAACCCCGGGUAUUGAUUUGAACAAUUUUGCCAUUUACCAUUUAUGCAUGCUCACUUGAAAACUAAAAAAAGUCCCCAAAUUCCAUAUUUUGUGUUGAAAUGAAUUCGUCUGUUAUCACAAAUCACGUUCCCACUUUGAAAUUCUACUAAUGAAUUAAACUUCCGAUG